Messenger RNA from Eucalyptus grandis, 3449 nucleotides. Its product is annotated as phospholipase D delta. The coding region runs from base 95 to 3055 and encodes 986 amino acids. The transcript is spliced from 10 exons. Gene Ontology annotation, cellular component: plasma membrane. Gene Ontology annotation, biological process: phospholipid catabolic process. Gene Ontology annotation, molecular function: D-type glycerophospholipase activity. Lineage: Eukaryota; Viridiplantae; Streptophyta; Magnoliopsida; Myrtales; Myrtaceae. The record is from RefSeq and is a predicted model, not a curated record.
AAGAGCGCGGGAGGGAACCAAACGGGAAGAAUUUGAAGUGUUUCCGAGGGAGUCAGGUGGGGCCCAAUCGGCGUUCGCGCGACCAAUCGAUGGAAUGGAUACGAGGUUUCGCACUCGCACUCGCACUCGCACUCGCACUUCUGUCCUGUCUCUUGUAAUGUCGGCAUCGCCAAUUUCACCGUCGCCCUCAUCUGGAAUGAUGUAUCCUCCUCCUGAAGCGGUGAGCGAAACCUGGGAAUUCCCCUUUGCUUUCUCUCGACGCACUUCUCUCGCUUUCUCUCUCUGUGCGCAUCUAUUCCCUGUUCUCUUCUUCCUCAAGAAAGGCAUUUCUCCCCGUGCUUUCUCUCUCUCUCUCUCUCUCUCUCUCUCUCGCCCUCCGACUGAUUCUUCCGGCCAUAUCAUCCACCAUGCUUUUCUCUCUCUACCCAUCUGCCAUUCCACCUCCGCCCGUCUUCUUCCGAUUUCUCCCAUGGCGGGUUCGCCUCCAGAUGGGCCCGUCUACCUCCACGGCGACCUCGACCUCCACAUCAUCUCCGCCUCCGACCUCCCCAACAUGGACAUGGUCACCGGGCGCCUCCGCUGGUGCUUCUCCGCCUGCGCCCGGCCUCCCCGCUCCCCGGACCCGGACCCCGACCCGGCCUCGCUGCCCAUCCACCGCAGCGACGACGACGACGGCCCCCACCACGCCAAGAUCAUCACCUCCGACCCCUACGUCACCGUCUGCGUCCCCCACGCCACCGUUGCCCGCACUCGCGUCCUCCACAACACGCAGGACCCCGAGUGGGACCAGUGGUUCUGCAUUCCCCUGUCUCACCCCGUCGACUACUUGGAGUUCCGCGUGAAGGACAACGACCUCUUUGGCGCGCAGGUGAUCGGCACUGUUAAGAUAUCGGCGCGGGAAAUCAUGGAAAAAAGGGUCAUCUCCCGUUCGUUCCCACUAAGUGGACCCUCGGCGAAGCAGAAUUCCACUCUCAAGCUCCAGCUGCAGUUCACGCCCGUGGAGGAGAACGAGCUGUACCGCCUCGGCAUUGCUGGAGAUCCGAAGCAUCAGGGAGUGAGGCAGACUUAUUUCCCCUUGAGAAAAGGGAGUGGCCUCACGCUGUAUCAGGACGCUCAUGUGAUUGAUGGGUCGUUGCCUGAGAUUAAGUUGGAUAGCGAUGCUGGAGGGGUUUAUAGGCGUGAGAAGUGUUGGGAGGAUAUUUGUCACGCCAUAUCCGAGGCUCACCAUUUGAUAUACAUCGUUGGUUGGUCGGUUUCUCAUAAAAUUAAGCUCAUUAGAGAGCAUACCCAGACCCGGCCAUUGCCGCAAGAGGGGGACUUGACGCUCGGUGAAUUGCUCAAGUAUAAGUCACAGGAGGGGGUGCGCGUUUUGUUGUUGAUUUGGGAUGAUAAGACUUCGCACAAAAAGUAUUUUAUUAACAUGGAAGGGGUGAUGCAGACACAUGAUGAAGAAACUAAAGAUUUUUUCAAGCAUUCAUCAGUGAAUUGUGUGCUGGCCCGCGUAAUCCCAGCAGUUGUUGGAACGAUGUUCACACAUCAUCAAAAAUGCGUCUUGGUGGACACCCAGGCGCCGGGUAAUUACCGAAAAAUAACUGCAUUUAUAGGAGGAAUUGAUCUCUGUGACGGUCGAUAUGAUACACCUGAGCAUCGGCUAUUUCGCAAUCUUGACACUGUUUUUAAGGACGACUUUCACAAUCCUACAUUUCCUGCUGGAGUGGAAGCUCCAAGACAACCAUGGCACGACUUGCACUGCCGGAUUGAAGGUCCUGCUGCAUAUGAUGUACUGAUCAACUUUGAGCAACGUUGGAGGAAAGCAACAAGAUGGAAAGAUUUCAGUCUCUUUGUCAAAGGAAAAAAACAUUGGCAUGAUGAUUCCUUACUUAAAAUAAGCCGUAUCUCUUGGAUAUUGAGUCCUCCAUCAACUGAUUUACAUGAUAGCACCAGAUCUCUUUCAAAGGAAAACCGCCAUGAGCGUACUACGGUAGUGCCUGAGGACAACCCCGAUAUCUAUGUCUCUAAAGAAGAUGAUCAUAAUAACUGGCAUGUUCAGAUUUUCCGGUCUAUUGAUUCUGGAUCAGUCAAAGGAUUUCCGAAAAAAAAGAAAGAAGUUGCUGGAAAGCAGAAUCUUAUAGAUGCAAAAGAUGUAGUAGUAGACAGAAGCAUUCAGACAGCUUACAUUCAGGCAAUCCGAUCUGCCAAAAAUUUUGUAUAUAUUGAAAAUCAGUAUUUUCUGGGAUCAUCGUAUGCGUGGCCAUCGCAUAAUGAUGCAGGAGCUGAUAACCUCAUUCCGAUGGAGUUGGCCCUGAAGAUUGCUAGCAAAAUUAAAGCAAACGAGAGAUUUGCUGUAUAUAUUGUCAUACCGAUGUGGCCUGAAGGGGAUCCCAAGUCAGCUGCAGUCCAAGAGAUUCUCUUUUGGCAGAACCAGACCAUGCAAAUGAUGUAUCGAGUCAUUGCAAGUCAACUGAAGCAAACAUCACUUAAAGAUUAUCCUCAGGACUACCUUAAUUUUUACUGUCUUGGUAAAAGGGAAGAUAAUUCUGGUCAACAUUCUCCAAAUAAUGCGGUCUCAGAAUCGUACAAUUCCAAGCGAUUUAUGAUAUAUGUUCACGCUAAAGGAAUGGUAGUGGAUGAUGAGUAUGUCUUAUUGGGAUCGGCAAAUCUUAACCAAAGGUCAUUGGCUGGCACCAAAGAUACUGAGAUUGCCAUGGGUGCAUAUCAGCCCCAUCACACCUGUGCAAAAAAGGAGGGGCAUCCACGUGGUCAGGUAUAUGGAUACAGAAUGUCCCUGUGGGCAGAGCAUCUUGGGGUAGUGGAAGAAUGCUUUGAUGAGCCUGGCAGUCCAGCGUGUGUGAAGAGGGUGAAUGAGAUAGCUGGAAAGAACUGGGACAGCUACAAGAAUAAAGGCGAGUUGCAGGGCCACCUUCUCCGGUACCCCAUACAGGUGGACCAAGAUGGGAAUGUCAGGCCAUUACCAGGAUCUGAGGAGUUUCCAGAUGUCGGUGGCAAAGUCGUUGGUGCUCAUACCGCUGCAAUCCCUGAUGUUCUAACAACUUAGGCUCCCUCUGACUCCUUGUCCACGCAGCCCCAGGAGCCGCAAAGAUGUUUCCCGGGCUGUCGCUUCCUCACUGAUGUAUAGAAUUUGUUUCCGUCUGAUUGCUUUUGGGAGGUGCUGUAGUUCAGAUUAUUCUUUUGCUGUUUCGUUUUUUCCUUCUGUGGCUGUCUGGAUGUUUCGCUGACCCCAUGCAUAGCGAGGAUCCUCGGUGGUGAUCUCGGCCAUGGUGUGAAUAUUGUAUUCGAGCAGUUCGGUAUCUCCUUCGGCUUUGGUUGAAAGUGUGCAGUUACAAAUCUGGGAGCGUCUGUGCUCUAUUGUUUUAGAGGAUGAAGAAUGUAAUUUGGAAAAUGUUGUCCAGAAAGCUAUGAUGUAGUUGAACACGACACAGCUUGGCUUU